AUGACGACGCCCACGUUUUCCCCAGAGCGCCAGCGGCGUCGCGUCUUCGCGACGAUUGAGAGAGACAUAUUUCGCGGCGCCGGUGUGUUGACCUGCAUGGCGCCGGUGUCGUAUCGCUACGGGGACUGCGGGGGUGGAGGCACCGCCGCGGUUGCGGAUGACUCUCAUGACUCUGCGCGUAGUCGUGGCGCCGGCUUUUCGCUUGCACGGCAGCCAUUCCGUUGGUUUCUUGCGAGGGCGACAGGCCUGGAGCUUCUCCCGCGCAAUGCGCCCCUGGCGCUCUCGCGCUCCCCCGCGUCCCCGCUCGUGUGUGGCAGUCUCCUGCAGGCGUUGACGCGGGAGGGCGCGGGUGGCGCGUUUCUCCCGCUGGACUCGCUCCUCGCCCUCGGCGUGGCCUCCUCCUGCGUGCUCUCGUCGCGCCCGCCCGUCACGAUCGGCCUCGACGUCGACCUGAACCCGGAUCACGACCUGGACCACGUGCGGGCGGUGGAGGCGACGCUCCUGCAACGUCACUGGGCCCUUCGCCGCGCCGCGGCGAGUCCCGCGUCGGGGAACUUCGCAUGCCUUGAGGAGGAGGUGCCGUACGUGGUUGGGGUGGAGGUGUACUUCGGCGAGGGCCCGGAGGACGACGACGACGACGCCGAGACGUGGGUGGCGGUCCUACGCGACUUUGUGCUCCCGCGCGGAAGUCGCACGCGACAAACCGCAGAAGAGCUGCGCAGUCUUCUGGACGCGCCGUAUCGGCGUUUGUGA
Molecule: messenger RNA, 753 nt
Organism: Trypanosoma conorhini
Lineage: Eukaryota; Euglenozoa; Kinetoplastea; Trypanosomatida; Trypanosomatidae
Exons: 1
Coding region: 1-753 (250 amino acids)
Source: RefSeq, a predicted model, not a curated record